CGAACAUUUAAACUAAAGCCCGUUCAGGAAGAGAGAGGUUCGGAGCCAGUCGCCUCAUAUCGUCUGCGAAGUCUUCGUUUUGCUGUGGUUCUGUUCAAGUCGGUUUUUGCGCUGCCUGCCUUUAAAUGGCUUAAACCGAUCCUGCCUAUUUAUACCAGCGGAGAGUUCGGUCCUUCCUUCGCGUUCGGGCGCAGCUGACGGGGAUUUAAAGCUGGAGGCGCCUCGACGCUAGAAAUGCAGGGUCUUGGUUUUCUGCUGCUUGUGUUGAGCAAGUUCUGCCGGGGCUUCCCAGUUCCAGUAGACACCGUCGUUGUUCAGGUGCAGCAGUGGGGAGUGGUGGGAGCUCAGCAUUCCGUCCAGCAGGUUCUUCUCAAUGGACUCCCUCUGACUGGCACGAGCCAGGAAGUCCACAGCGUUAUCCAAAGCAUGUUGGCAGAGUCCCUGCUCCCCGCUGUGAUUGGUGACAACCAGACCUCAGUGCCGAAAAACCACACUGUGCUCCGGUCUCGUGAGUGCAUACUGGAGGGGUCUCAGCUGCACUGGGCCGACCGUGUGUUCUAUGAUGGAAAGCUCUAUCUGACGCUGGACCGCAGCAACACGUGGACGGCCCACACGACGGAGGCACAGACACUCAAAGGCCUGUGGGAUCAGGACGUGCAGCACACAAGGAUGGAGAGGAUGCGGCUUGAGGAGGGAUGCAGCAAGCUAGUGAAAGAGCUCAGGCUUUCAGAGGAGCUCUCAGUUUCAGGGUUUCCUUUGCCAAAGUAUCUGAUCCUGAUCUUGGCAGUGCUGGCCUUUAUUGGAUUAAUCAUGAUCAGCAUUCUCCUCUCCAAGAAAUCUGGUCUGAGGCACCCUGGAGGUGUUGUUGGGUCCAUUAUACAUUACCCUAAGGACAUGGCUGAAAUGGCUACAGAAAUAAAAGGUAGUGGUUACAGCACUUUGUAAUUCAACGACCUGGCUACAUGAAAGGAUCCCGUUCAAGCUUUCUACUCUACGCUUCCAUUUGAACGUCUACUUGCUACUUUAUUUCACUUGGGUAAACAAAGUCACUCCCUGAAAAAAAAUGUGCCCCAGUACCAACAGUGCCCUGUAAUGACACCGUGCAUUUUUAAGAUCAUGUGUGUGUGUGUCGUUCAUUUGUAACUGAAUGUUUGAUCACAUUGUUAAAUGCACUUUAACAUGCAUGCACAACACAUUUCAAUGGUGCUGUUCUUUUAGAUAAUAGAACAUAUAAUUUAUGCCUGUAAGUAGUGUAUAUGUUCAAUGCAGAAAUGUGCAAGCUUUUCUUACACAGACACUGUGUAGUGCAGUCAUUUUUUAAAUCAUAAUUUAAAGUCAUAAUUACCAGUACUUACCUGGACUGAAUGAAAAUGGUCUGUUUUAAUCACAUACAUAUCAACUUCGAAUUAAGAACCAAGGGGCAGGCUGCAAAUAAAGGCCUGUUUUGUUUUGCUAUUGAUGGAACAAUGUGCACAUUAAUACCUGUGUCUAGUUGUGGAGGGCUGUUCUUGUGACUUGAUUCUGUACAUUAUUGUAUUUGUUUAUAAGUAUUACCUGUUAUGUGUCAGUUCAAGUAAAAAUUACAUUGUUAAAAUAAAGAUACUCUAUAUCAUG
Molecule: messenger RNA, 1614 nt
Organism: Betta splendens (Siamese fighting fish)
Lineage: Eukaryota; Metazoa; Chordata; Actinopteri; Anabantiformes; Osphronemidae
Exons: 6
Coding region: 235-945 (236 amino acids)
Source: RefSeq, a predicted model, not a curated record